AUACAGGCGUGUAGUCGGCAGGAUGGCUGAACAAGAUUGCCCAGCUGUCGCCAAUCCAUUCGUGGAACGAGUUGAUGUCACCCUGCACUUUCUUUGCACUGAAGUCAGGGGCAACAGAGCCCAGACGAAUGCGAGGCUGCUCCUGGGUUGUGGCAAGACCACGGUACAAGAAGGGAGCAGCUCUGGCACGAGCAGUCAGGGGCUGACAUGCCGAAGCACGAGAAAGAGCUCUGGGUACUGAUCUGAAGAAUGAAGCCAUUGUGUAUCUAUCUUGUGAAUUGGACUAUCUCAAGUGUUCGAGGCUCGAGUUCGACACCUAUGGACUUCGACUUCUACAAAACUUCGGCCUUCUCGACGUCAUGCCGAUCUCGGCAAUUGCUCUCUCCAGCUCGAAGCUUCACCACAAAGCCUUUUCUCUCGCGACAAACAUUUCGUUUAUCAAGAAGUAGGCAACCGAUAUCAUCGGCGAGUCUACACUCUUGCUUGUCAGAUCUGAGGACUACCAAGUGUUCAUCAGUAAGCCAGUGCGGAAAGAUGCCUAUCCCGGUCUUCUCUGCCGCGGAAUUCCAGUGCGGAGCAGCUCCGCAUAUCAAGGUGGGAAGGUAAACACAAGUAGCUACCCCGCGGCAGUCCUUACUAGG
Aureobasidium pullulans EXF-150 is the source of this 641-nucleotide messenger RNA. RefSeq lists its product as uncharacterized. The coding region runs from base 250 to 606 and encodes 118 amino acids. The transcript is spliced from 2 exons. The record is from RefSeq and is a predicted model, not a curated record. Lineage: Eukaryota; Fungi; Ascomycota; Dothideomycetes; Dothideales; Saccotheciaceae.